UCUUAUGCAAUGCGACUGUGUGUAGAGCACGGACUGACAGAAGAAAGCUGUCGUGAGUUGCUAAACUACCUGAACCAGGUAGGAAGCAUUCUGUAUUACUCUCAUCACUUGACUUUAGCAGAAGUUCUCUUUCCUGUACCACCAUUUGUGGUCACUUUACUUAAGGCUGUUUUCAGACAUGAUCACGAAUCUCUAGAAUAUGAUGAUCGGUUUAUUGGGGUAGAUAUAGGUCCUCAGAAGUUUGAGGAGAUGAAAAGUGAUCUUGUUUUUAAUGGCAUUGCUAGGAUAUCUAUGCUGCUGGCACUGUGGAGUGAGUUCGAUCUUACUGCAGAUCGUCAUGUUGACGUGUUUAUUAAGCUUUUUCUUGCUCUGGACUUUGGUUAUCUAACUGGCUCAUCAGAUGAUGUAGUUCAGGAACUGGCACACGCUCUGGGAAGACGUCAGAUCACUUUAGCUCGGCCAAGUAGCACCAACCCGACAUCAGAUUCAUCUGGUCACACAAUAGAACAAAAUCGUCAUCAAGAGCAAACAGACAGUUGCCAAGUGAUUUCUAAGCUAAAACAACAUGAUGGUGGCUUGUUGUUGCCAUGGUUACUCAAUGAUGAGAAACCAGAGGAUGUUAGUGACCUUUGGCCUCUAGAUAUACCACAUGGAGUCAUACAAGUUGCAGUGGAAUACUCAUUUGCAUAUGAACGUCCAUUGGGUUUGUUUGAACGACUGUCUGCUCGUUGCCAUCGUCACUCCAAUUUUAUUCGUCACUGGAGCAGUGGACUGCUGAUGUGUUAUGGUGCAGUGACUUUGCUUAUCAAUUGCAGCAAGAAUACUUCACGUGGCUCUAUAUGUCUCAGUGGUAGAGUAGUCAAGUCACAUCACAGUGUUGGCAGAUUGUGGCAUGUUCUUCUUCGUUGUGUGUCAGACAUGGAGGAUCUUCUCCAGUCUGUUCCUGGUGUUCUCCCUGAUAGAUUCAUCUACAGUGGAAGUUCUUCUACAAGUAGAAAGUCUUCCCUCAAUCGAUGUAUCUAUUUGAUACCAGACGAAACAUGGGGACCAUUUGCAGUAGACACUGUAGCUGGAAGAUGCAGUGCAGAGAUGGUAAAACAUGAGCAAGCAAUAAAAGAAGUGUGUCCAAGUGUAAAGAAAGGCAUUCCUCUUUCUCAAGUUUUGUCCUCUACACAUGCAACUCCAGUAAAUCAAACGGAUCUCGACAGGAUAGCAGUAGAUAUUGGAGAGACCUGGCGUGACCUAAAAAGUAUCAUAUUUGGUUCUGACCAGUCUAUGUUAUCAAAGCUACAGCAAAACAUUUCUGACUCCAGUUUUGACCAGCCACCGGCGUUCCGCAUAUUAAGUAAGUGGUUAGAGUUAAGAGGCAACCAACUAAUGGUAUGUGAAUUGUAUGAUGCUCUACUUGUUGCUCGCAUUCCAUCUGAACCUCAAAAGCAUUUGAGUUACUUGAUGUUGCCUGAUGCAGCAACUGAGAAGACGACUCCACCUGGUGACUCUGACAGGGUCACUCCACUCAUCAAAGAAAUAGUAGCCGAAAGCGUUGGACAUCGUUGGCAUGAACUAGGUAUAUACCUUGGUGUUUCAGAAGGAGUGCUAAGGGAAUGUGACCAACCAAUUUACAUGUUGAAAGCGAAAUCACGUAAAGUUUUGUCAGCCUGGACAGAUCAAAACCAACAUGCUACAGUUCAGCAGUUGUUGGUCGCUUGUCAUAAAGCUGGAGUGGGAGGAAUAGUCAGGAGAGAGAUUGAAUCUAAGCUUGGCACAAACUGAUUGGAACACGAGUCAUACAGAGUGAUAAUCCUAUACAUAACAAUAAUUGUUGUUUGCUCUGAAACAAAGAAGUAAUUAUCUAUAUGUGGACGAGAAAAGGAAAUAAGAGAAACAAGACAACACACUUUGCUUGCUGUGAACCAACAGCCUUAUCGUUGUGUGCAGCUACAAUAUAUGUAGAAGACUAUCAUCCAGAAGAAAAUAUCAUCAGAAAGAUGACACGACUGAUUGAAAUUACACACAAAGCAAUGAUGUGACUGCCUUAGAACAAGGUUCGCUUCAACUUGAUCAUCUCUGAUAUUUCAUCAUUGACUGGAUGUGGCAGGAUGUCAAGCAGCCACCAAUACGUUCAUUUAUGUCGACUUGUACAGUAUGAUAUCACACCACGAGUGAAGGACAGA
This is a messenger RNA of Corticium candelabrum, 2174 nucleotides long. RefSeq lists its product as uncharacterized. Lineage: Eukaryota; Metazoa; Porifera; Homoscleromorpha; Homosclerophorida; Plakinidae. Gene Ontology annotation, biological process: signal transduction. The transcript has 4 exons. The coding region runs from base 10 to 1773 and encodes 587 amino acids. Gene Ontology annotation, molecular function: protein binding. The record is from RefSeq and is a predicted model, not a curated record.